GUCGUUUAAGAGUGAAGACUCACCGGUGGCGAUGUUCAAUCAUGUUGAGCAAUAAUAAUAAUAAUAAGAGCUGCUCAUGGCUGUUGCUAGUAGUGAGACACUACUCCAGAAUUCGUCCUCCAAGACCUGUUUCUGUUAAACCUGUUAUCAGAGUAUCCAACAACAUUGCACGCUUGGAUGCACCCAAAGAAGGACCAAAACCUAGACAGCUACUAUCAUUGCCUCCUUUCCCUGGUCACCUUUUACCUGCCAAGAACUCAAUCAAUGCUCAUCAUGUCACUGCUGUCAAUUGGAUUAAGAAUUACUUCAAGGGCACUUCGGGUUCAGUUAUUGAGUCUCAUUUCAGGGAGGGUCUUGUCCAAAUGGAGGACCUAUUUUCUGAUGAUUCUUUCACUCAGAAGGAAGAGCUGCUGAAACCUAUGCGGAAGAUUAAACCUAAUGAAGUGAUGAAACAUGGGGCAAGAGUUCAUGUCCCUGUAUCAAUUGCUGAGACUAGGAUUUCCAAAAGAUAUGAUGCAAUUCCAAGUGGAACACUAUAUCCAAAUGCUGACGAAAUUAAGUAUCUGCAAAGGCUUGUGAUUUACAAGGACUCGGCUAUUAUAGUGCUGAAUAAACCUCCAAAAUUGCCGGUUAAGGGGAAUCUGCCAGUUCAUAAUAGCAUGGAUGCAUUGGCAGCUGCAGCACUGUCCUAUGAUUAUGAUGAGGGUCCUAAACUGGUCCACCGUCUUGACAGAGAGAGCAGUGGCAUCCUUUUACUGGGGAGAACAAAUGAUAGUGUAUCUCACCUUCAAUGGUUGUUCAGUAACAUAAACAAUUCAAAAUCUUCUAGUAAGGCUUGGAAUGAUGCAUGUGAAGCUACAUAUCAGAGGUAUUGGGCAUUAGUCAUCGGAACUCCUAAUGAGAAGGAAGGCAUAAUUCAUGCUCCCCUUUCAAAGGUUCUUCUGAAUGAUGGGAAGACCGAGAGGGUAAUACUAGCUCACCAUUCAAGUAUAGAGCCUCGCCAAGAGGCCGUAACUGAGUAUCGGGUGCUUGGCCCAAAGAUAAAUGGAUGCUCAUGGGUUGAGCUGCGUCCACUUACUUACCGGAAGCAUCAGUUGCGUGUUCAUUGUGCUGAAGCACUUGGCACACCAAUAGUGGGUGACUAUAAGUAUGGCUGGUUUGUGCACAGCCGAUGGAAACAAAUGCCACGUGUCGAUAUUGAGCCAACAACUGGAAAACCAUACAAGUUGCGGAGACCAGAAGGCCUAGAUGUUCAGAAAGGAAGCGUUUUAUCCAAAGUCCCUCUGUUGCAUCUUCACUGCAGAGAACUUGUGCUCCCCAACAUUGCCAAGUUUCUGCAUGUUCUGAAAAAGAGUUCACAAGAACCGCACCCAUCACUUAGCGAGCAGCCUGAUAUUCUUCGCUUUGUGGCAACAAUGCCUUCACAUAUGAGAAUUAGUUGGAAUCUCAUGUCAUCAUAUUUAGUCUGAGAAAAUUGCAAGAUGGAUUUGGUUUACUAACUCACGGAAAAAGAAAUAGAUGUCAACUAGUAUUUAAAAGUUUAGGCAGGUAUGUUCUGGGAUUCAAGGUUUCUAAUAUUACAGUAUGAUAGGUGUAUGUGUAGUUUCAAUGUAGCAUUAAUAUAUGAUUGAAGCUGCUCUGAUUUGUCAAAAUUUUCACCUUUUUGACGUGGAUUGAAGAUAUCUGCUUUUGGGAAUUUCCUAUGUAUUCAAUGUUAUU
Molecule: messenger RNA, 1719 nt
Organism: Gastrolobium bilobum
Lineage: Eukaryota; Viridiplantae; Streptophyta; Magnoliopsida; Fabales; Fabaceae
Product: RNA pseudouridine synthase 3, mitochondrial
Exons: 10
Coding region: 42-1469 (475 amino acids)
Biological process (GO): pseudouridine synthesis
Molecular function (GO): pseudouridine synthase activity; RNA binding
Source: RefSeq, a predicted model, not a curated record